CUGAGUAGAAACGGUACAAGUGCCCGCUGUAUCUUGCGCAGGCUUUCCUCUGCUUUCCAGACAUAUUAGAAAAACAGGAGAGUCAAAGUCAAUCCACUGUAUAAUUCGGGCACUAGGUAUGUCACGUUGUCCGAGUGAGCCCAUUGCCAUAGUUGGCAGCGCUUGCCGUUUUGCUGGCGGUGCCAACUCGCCAUCGACGCUAUGGGAUAUUCUGGAAGAGACCCCGGAUCUUCUCCAGAAGAUUGGAUUCAGCCGUUUCAAUUCGGACGGAUUCUACCAUCAGAACGCCGACCAUCAUGGACAUACUAACGUACGGCAUGCUUACCUCAUCAACGAAAACGUGGCCGAGUUUGAUGCCGAGUUUUUUGGCGUGAAGCCCGUCGAGGCAAAGGCAAUGGACCCACAACAACGCUUUCUACUAGAAGUGACGUAUGAAGCCAUAGAGUCAGCUGGUAUGGAAAUUUCCAACCUGCGUGGCAGCAACACAGGCGCGUAUGUCGGUGUGAUGUUCAACGACUAUGCUACAAUGCUUCUACGAGACCACCAGACCAUACCAAGGUACUUCGCUACCGGGACUGGCCAAAGCAUGCUAUCUAACCGUAUUUCAUACUUUUACGACUGGCAUGGGCCCUCCAUCACAAUUGAUACGGCCUGUAGCUCUAGUCUCGUAGCUGCACACAUGGCGGUUCAAUCGCUGCGAUCCGGCGAAUGUCGGGUAGCGUUAGCUUGUGGGUCAAAUUUGCUGAUCGGGCCUGAACCUUUCAUAAUCGAGAGUAAGCUCAACAUGCUGUCACCGGACGGCCGCAGUCGUAUGUGGGACCAAGGAGCGAAUGGGUAUGCGAGAGGAGACGGUGUUGCGGCUAUUGUUCUAAAGACCCUCAGUGCUGCGCUGGAGGAUGGCGACCACAUCGAGUCUGUUAUUCGCGAGACGGGACUCAACCAAGACGGCGCUACUGCCAGCAUCACUAUACCAAGUGCCUCAGCUCAAGUAUCUCUAAUUCGGAAUACCUACGGAAAGGCGGGGCUCGACCUUUUGAACCCAAAAGACCGGCCACAAUAUUUCGAGGCUCACGGCACCGGCACGCCUGCGGGUGACCCAAUAGAGGCAGAGGCUAUUCACACUGCAUUUUUUACGUCCAAGUCCGGAGACGUGUUCCACGAACCCACGACGCUCGGCAUGGGACAUCCACUUUACGUGGGUUCUAUCAAGACCAUUCUCGGCCACACAGAAGGCGCAGCUGGUGUCGCUGGGUUGAUCAAAGCAUCCCUCGCUCUCCAACGAGGAUGUAUACCUCCAAACUUAUUGUUCAAUGAACUCAACCCGAAUGUAGCCCCAUUCUAUAAGAAUGUUGAGAUUCUACGAACUAAGAAGCUCUGGCCUACAACUGAAAAGGGGGAAGUGAGACGGGCCAGCGUAAACAGCUUUGGUUUCGGCGGCACGAAUGCGCACGCCAUCGUUGAAAGCUAUGAGACUUCAUCAACUGGCAACUCUCUCUUAGCUGCGCCACCUCUCCCCUCUAAGUCUUUGUCAACGCCGUUAUUCACUCCGUUCGUAUUCUCCGCGUUCUCUGAGCUCUCCCUUCGCGGCAUUCUAUCAUCUUAUCUACAUUAUCUAGAAGGAAACGUGUCGGACGUUAAACCUCAAGAUCUUGCCUGGACACUGCGACAGCGCCGCUCAGAGUUCCAGUAUCGUGCUUCAUUUGCUGCAUUGUCGCUGGAAGAUCUUAGAGGUCUGAUAAAAUCCAAAUUAGAAAAGACCGAGAUCAAUAGAGACCUGGUAGUUGGCAUCAAGUCGCUGUCCUCUGGUACUCGUCAGAGCAAAAAGGUUGGAGGAAUUUUGGGAGUAUUUACUGGCCAAGGUGCACAGCAUCCACGCAUGGGUGCCUCUCUGAUAGAGGAAUCCCCAGCAGCCCGCAAAAGAAUACAAGAUUUGGAGGAUUAUCUAACGCAGAUACCUGAAGAAGAUCGGCCAAGCUGGUCUCUGGUGGAGGAGCUGCUAGCCUACAGCUCAUCAUCGCGGGUGCAAGAGGCUGAGCUCUCACAGCCACUUUGCACCGCGCUCCAGAUACUUCUGGUCGAUCUCCUGCGACUCGCGGGCGUGCAUUUCUCAGCCGUCAUAGGCCAUUCGUCAGGAGAAAUCGCGGCAGCGUAUGCCGCAGGCUACCUCUCAGCCCGCGAUGCCAUGUGGAUUGCACACUACCGUGGCAGGCUUGCCUCACUAGCGGUGAAUCGGAAUCGGCCAGACAUCAAGGGUGCCAUGUUGGCUGUGGGAAGCUCCAUGGAAGAUAUGGACAGUCUCUGUGCCGAUGAGCGGUUCGUCGGCCGUGUAGCAGUGGCAGCUAGCAAUUCUUCAUCGAGCGUAACUGUUUCUGGUGAUGCAGAUGCAAUCGCCGAACUAGAGGACGUUUUAAUCGACGAAGAUAAGUUCAACCGACGGUUGAAGGUCGAUAAAGCCUACCACUCCCAUCACAUGCUCUCCUGUUACGAGCCCUAUGUUGGCGCUCUACAAAAUUUGGACAUCAAGCCUGAGUUGCCCGCAUCCGCAGAGGCAUGUGUAUGGUUCUCCAGCGUUGACGGGGGCCAGGUGCUGGACCCGAAAGAGAGACUUCAGGGACUCGGCAGCGAGUACUGGGCCGAAAACUUUACCAGACCCGUCCUCUUCUCCCAAGCUCUUAGCACGGCUCUUAAGAAUAGCUCUUUCAGUCUGGCCUUAGAAGUAGGACCCCAUCCAGCGCUUAAAGGCCCAGCCACAGAGACAAUUCGGGAAGUUCUGGGCAAGGACAUACCAUAUCAUGGGGUUUUUUCUCGCAAGUUGAGUGCUACGCAGGCUUUCUCGGAUGCUCUUGGUUUCCUCUGGUCGCACCUGGGCAAGAACGUCAUCGACCUUGAUGGGUUUGAGCGCGCAGUGAGUAGUCAUGACGACACGGAGCACCCAUUUCGUCUAGUUAAAGGCUUGCCCACGUAUCAAUGGAACCACAAGACUAGGUACUGGCAUGAAGCACGGUGGUCGCGCAAGACACGGUUGAGAGCGUCUCCCGUUCAUGCUCUGUUAGGCGAUGAAACACCUGAUAGCGCUCCGUACCAUAUGCGAUGGCGUAACUUAUUGCGAGUGAGCGAGCUGGAAUGGCUUUCGGGUCAUGCGGUUCAGGGACAAACCGUCUUUCCUGCUGCGGGCUACUUAGCUACAGCUAUGGAUGCGGCACAAAUCAUUGCUGGCGAAAGCACCAUGCGUCUUGUAGAGAUGUCCGAUUUUUUAAUUCAUCAGGCCAUCCCUUUUGAUCAAGACGACGCGGGCAUCGAGGUGCUCAUCGAGAUGAGCGAUAUUACCAGGGACAAGCAUGAUAGCAAUCUGAUCCGGACCAAUUUCACUUAUGCGGCUGCCAUAGAUGUUGGCUCUGACAACUUGACCUUGGCAGCCAGCUCGAAGGUGGAAAUUCGCCUCGGCGAAGCAUCUGCAUCGCUACUGCCUCAGCGUGGCGCUGAACCACCGCACAUGAUCGAGGUUGAGCCGGAGCGGUUUUACAGCGCGCUGGACGAGCUCGGUUAUAACUUCACGGGCUAUUUCAAAUCCUUGACCUCGAUGAAGAGAAAACGUGGCUGGGCAACGGCGUUGGUUCAGACGCAAAUGUCAGACCCAUCGUUACUGAUCCAUCCAGCUACGCUAGAUGCUGUAUUGCAAUCCGCUUUCCUAGCCUACAGUUACCCGUACGACGAAGAACUCCGCACUCUGCAUCUCCCUACAACCAUUCGUCGUAUACGGAUCAAUCCAGCUGCUCUGCAAGACGGCUUGUCGGGGGAGGUCGGCGAAAAAUGUUUCGCGCUGGCAGAUGCGUCCAUUGACUUCGGGCGUUUGGGUCAAAAGACAGCUCGAAACAUUGUUGCUACCAUCAACUUCUACGCUGGCAGUCAGACAACGACGCCUCCGCACGCAGCCGUCCAGGUCCGAGGCGUAUCCUUCCUGCCCCUUGGGGACUCAGUGAACGGAGAAGUAAAUCGGCCCGUGUAUAGCAAAGAGUACUGGGUCCCAUGUGAACCGGACGGUGUGGCUGCAGCACGUGGCCUCUGGGAAGAUGCCGAAGUUCGGCGAAAGGCACGCUUGUUGGAACGCGUUGCUACCUUCUAUUUGCGCAGGUUCCAUCGCGAGGUGCCAGAAAACCACCCGGCACGCACCACCUUCCCUACCAACUGGUAUUUAAACCACGCCCGGCAUGUCUAUGAUUUGGUCGAAAGCAGGAAACAUGCUUGGUGGGAGGCUCAAUGGGACCAGGAUACAGUCGAGAGCAUUUCGGACGCCUGUCAACCCCAUAUGGACCUCCCUGACUUUCAGAUCAUGCACUUGGUGGGCACGCAAAUGCCCAAUGUUUUCGAGGGCAAGACCACCAUGCUCCAACAAUUUCGCCACGAUGGAAGCGAUAUCCUGGAUCGUUACUAUGCUGAAGGCACCAUUACCAAGCACCUGGCGGCCUGGGUUGCUCGUGUUGUGAAGCAAAUUGUUGACCGACAUCCGCAUUUAAGAAUAUUGGAAGUUGGUGCCGGGACAGGAGGAGCUACUAAGGCUAUCCUGGAUGAAAUCGGCGACAAGUUCUCGUCAUACACGUACACAGAUAUAUCAUCUGCAUUCUUUGAAACUGCUUCAAACUUUUUCUCUAAAUACAAGAACAAGAUGACGUUUAAAACACUCGACAUUGAGACGGAUCCUACGCUACAAGGGUUCAAGGAAGGGGCCUAUGACCUAGUCAUCGCUUUUUUCGUCAUCCAUGCCACCGGCGAUCUUGAUCGCAGUCUACAUAACCUGAGGAAACUCAUAAGACCUGGAGGCUUCCUUGCCAUGGGUGAGGGAGCGGACAACGGCGCCGGCACUGCUACCAGCGGCUUCAUAUUUGGUACUCUGCCCGGUUGGUGGGUCGGCACUUCCAAAGGCCGCGUACUCAGUCCGCUCAUAUCUGUCAACGAAUGGGACGGUCUACUCCGGUCCUCGGGAUUCUCAGGCAUUGAAAGCUCUACCUCUAAUUUUGCCGAGGAUAUAUUCAAUGUUUUCCCCGUUGUCUCGCAAGCAAUCGACCCUCGUGUCAACUUCUUGCGAGAUCCUCUGUCGUCUAUAACAUCCCUAGUACAUGCCGGGGUGUCUCCGAUAAAGAGGCUGAUCCUGGUUGGUGGGCAAAGUGCACGUAGCUUACACCUGAUUGACGGACUGGAAGCUCUUAUGAUGCAGGGAUACGCUAUAAAGACGUAUCGCUUCCGCAACGUCGAGGAAGUCGACUACAGCCUUGCAAAUGACGAGUCGACUGUCGUAAGCUUGACUGACCUAGAUUCCCCAAUUUUCAAAGACAUCACACCCCAAAGAUUCCAUGCACUUCAAAAGAUGUUUGAGGUUGGAAAGACAGCUCUGUGGGUAACCAGUGGUCGGCAAAGUUCUGAGCCGUUUGCCAACAUGAUGGUCGCCUUUGCGCGAUGCGCAGGUCACGAGAUAUCUGGCCUUGACGUGCAGAAGUUGGAUGUUUCGAAACCAGAAGAGAUGAACCCUAAAGCUCUGGCAGAAGUUCUUCUCCGCCUCCAUGGCUCACUUGCCCUGAAAAAGGAGAAUCGUACCGGGGGCGACCUUUUCUGGACCGUUGAGCCUGAGUUGGUCAUUGAUGAUCAAAAUCGUCUUCUCGUACCGAGGCUCAACUUCAUUGCGGAGCUAAACGACCGAUACAACGCUGGACGUCGGCCAACUAAGAUCCAACCAAGCUCUGCAGAAGUAGCCCCUGUAUUCAGCCUACAAUACGAAACCAGUCUGGGAAGCAGCAGCAACUACGUGCUACGAGAAUUGACUCGAUACGAAUUGGAGUUGUUAGAUGCUUAUAAGCCUUCCAACGGCUGGCUUGAAAUUCGCACCCUAUAUUCGACAAUAUCGGCCAUCAAGACAUCAUUUGGGCGAAGAUAUAUUGUCGCCGGCGUGGAGGUAGACACUGAGCACUCGUACAUAGCACUGGCAUCGUCACGUUCCUCAAUUAUCAGAAUUCCCCAUGGACAGGUAAUCCGUAGCAACAUAGAGGGUCUCUCCCUGAAGGAGACUCUGUCCGUCGUGACCGCCCAUAUAAUUGCGUUGACAGCAUUCCAUAGCCUCUCUAGUGGUCACACACUGUUAGCACAUAACGUUCCGCUCCCUGUCGCCGAUGCUUUGGCAGCACAGUCCGACGAAAAGAAGAUUGAUGUGGUAUAUGUUACAGAUCGCGCUGAUAUAUCGCCGCCUACCUCAUGGAUUACUCUUCCAAAAUAUCUUGGUUCGUCUGAAAUUAAAGACAUUUUGGCUUUGGACGAGCCUCCGGCUGCUUUUCUUGGGUUAACCAACCAUGAAACCACUAGCUACGACAGCGAGGUGGCAACUAUCUCGAGCUUUGAGGCUCCUGGCGCAAUUAUACUCACGGCCAAGUCUCUUUUUUCGUCGACUGCUGAUAUUACAAGCAAUACCUCUGAGUGUAUUAGAAUGACGGAGACCAUACGUAACGCCUUUGCACACGCCAAGAAACAAUGGUCUGCGGAAUCUCAAACGGCGAACCACUCUGCCUCAUCUCUUCUGCCGGUUGUUGCGCUUGAACAUCUUGUGCAAACGCCAACAGAUCCUCUUGAUCCCUUAUCCAUUGUUGACUGGACAGGAAAGGUGUCUACGUUGCCAAUUCUGGCAACUAGGCUAGAUGCAAGUCUCAUGUUCAAGGGUGAUAGCACAUACUGGAUCGUUGGUAUGUCCGGUGCCCUGGGCAUCUCUCUAGCCGAUUGGAUGAUUAGCAGGGGAGUCAGAAACUUGGUCAUGACGAGCAGAAACCCGGAUAUUGAUCCCGAGUGGAUCGCAGCGCACAAGCGUCGUAAAGCCAUCGUUACCAUCAUGAGAUGCGACGUGACUGACGAAGCGGCCUUAAAGGCAGCCCAUCGCAAAAUAUGUGAGACUCUUCCAACAAUCAAAGGAGUGAUACACGGUGCCAUGGUGCUGCGUGACGUGGCAAUCAGCAACAUGUCCUAUGAACAGCUCAUGGAUGUAAUUCGUCCUAAAGUCAAUGGCAGCAUCUACCUGGACAGGAUUUUCGCUGAAAAGGGCCUUGACUUCCUGGUCUUUACCUCAUCAAUCAAUACCAUAAUUGGUAACAAGGGUCAAGCCAACUAUGGAGCAGCCAAUUCUUUUAUGUGCAGUCUAGCAGCCCAGCGGCAGAAACGCGGCUUGCAGACCGCUGCUGUCAACGGCGGUGCAAUCAUCGGGGCGGGCUACAUGGAGCGAGAUUCCCGCCGAACGUGGGAUCGCAUCACACAGAACAACUGGAUGAUGCGAAUGUCAGAGGAUGACUUUGUUCAGUCUGUUUGCGAAGGUAUUGAAGCCAGUCGCUUGGAUUCUCACGGACCUGAAAUCACAACGGGCCUCAGUCUAGUCCCUGCCCAUGCAACCAAUGCACCUUUCUGGUUGUCUGAUCCCAAAUUUUCUUAUUUCAUUACAGACGAACAGGAAUCGUCUGAAUAUCACAACCGGAAUGGGACGGAAGCUACCUCAAAUGCAACGUCUGUUCAGGACCUUCUUCUUCUCUGCAAGACGGAGCAAGAAUGCUUCGAGACUGUCCAACAUGCCUUUACGAACAUGUUACGCAAUGUUCUACAAGUAACCAUCUCUGAUGACGACUUAAUGGCGUCUCACAGUAGCGAUAUUGGUCUCGAUUCACUGGUUUCGGUGAAUAUUCGGUCAUGGUUCCUGAAGCAAAUGCAAGUUGGUGUGCCUGUGCUGAAGAUCAUGAGCAACGAGACCAUGGCAGAUCUCCUCCAAUUCGCCAUAUCGGCUGUGCCGCGAGAACUGGUGCCACAGCUCAAUGACCAACCUGAACCAGCCGAGACAACGGUGGUGGUUUCUCAGCAGCAAUUCAUCUCGAACGGCAGCGCAGAUCCAAUUUCUCUUACGAAUGUCCAGGACAAGGGUAACCUUAACGGCUAUACUAAAGGUUACGCUAAUGGCGACGACUCUGUUGUGGCACCCUCGACCAACGGCCAACCAAGUUGGAAGACUCAUCAGGGAAUGAACGAAGUGACGGCGACAAACAAAGACAACGCAAUAAAUUGGGAAGUCGAGUCCAGGCCACCCACGAGCAUAAUGAAUGUUCCAUCAGAUUUUGAGUCUCCAACGUCUGUUGUGCCGCCCCGCAUUGUUGUCCUCACGGGCGCUGGUGGCCUGUUCGGUCGUCACCUAGUAAAGUACUUAUCCAUGCAACCCUCAGUCCAGAAGAUCAUAUGCAUCGCUCUCCGCAAUCUCGCCCAGCAUCUGGAGAAGGACGAGCUUCCCCCUCCAUCCGAGGUCAUUGAGUACUACGAGGGCGACCUCAGGUCCCCUUUACUAGGCCUUACCCCUGCUCAAGCGGCCGCUGUAUUCUCCGGUGCCGAUGUCGUUAUCCACAAUGGCGCCGAUACAUCUCACAUGAAGAGAUACCAAGACUUGUGGACGUCCAACGUCGGCUCUACCAUAGAAUUGGUGAAGCUUUGCCUUCCACGACGAGUGCCGUUUCACUAUGUAUCAUCAGCGGGCUUAGCAAUGCUUUACGACCAAGCAGCCUUCCCGCCCGUGUCAGUAAUGGGGUCUGGAUGCCGUCUACCCGCGACUGAUGGCUCAUUUGGCUAUGCCAGUGCGAAAUGGACGUGCGAGGCGCUCCUAGAACGCACGCACGCGCUGUAUAAAGGUAAAUGGCCCGUGUGCAUACACCGGCCGUCUACGAUUAUACGGGAAGGCAUGGAUGCCGAGGGGCUCAAGGCAGAGUUGGACUGGGUGAACGCGCUGCUAUUCUAUGCGGCAAAGACCAAGACCGUCCCGCAGAUCCAGCGGAAUCGCGGGGCUCUAGACUUGGUCAGCGUCCAGAACGCCUGUUCAGAUCUAGUGUCGCGCGUAGUACAGCCCGAUGAGCGCAUGAAGAAAGGAGAAAUCAGCUUUGUCCAUCAGGUGGGUGACAGGAUAAUCUUUUUAAACCGAUUGCAGGACAUGGGUUUGGAGGAGCCUAGCCAAAAACCAUUUCAAGUACUCCCCCUAGAUCAGUGGAUCGACAAGGCCAAGGCAGAAGGUCUCCAUCCGGCAGUGUCUGCACUGGUAGAAAUGAUGGAUGAUCCGGACUUGCCCGACUAUCCCAGACUUCUGAAACAGAUAGCUUAG
Truncatella angustata is the source of this 9151-nucleotide messenger RNA. RefSeq names its product putative polyketide synthase. The record is from RefSeq and is a predicted model, not a curated record. The transcript has 3 exons. NCBI's taxonomy places the organism in Eukaryota, Fungi, Ascomycota, Sordariomycetes, Amphisphaeriales, Sporocadaceae. Gene Ontology annotation, biological process: fatty acid biosynthetic process; secondary metabolite biosynthetic process. Bases 119 to 9151 code for a protein of 3010 amino acids. Gene Ontology annotation, molecular function: fatty acid synthase activity.